AUGAAGAUCAACCAGCCGCGGUUAACCUUGCUCGGCCGUUCGCUGUUCUUGGUCGUCGGCGAGCUCCUCGCGAACGCGAUCUGCUGGAUCGCAGCAGGAUUGAUAUUUGGACGCAGUUCGAAGACACAGCCCUCUCUGAGUCUUGCUUUGCUUGCUUGGACCGUCGGCCUCAGACACGGCAAGCAAUUCGCGAUAUCAUGGGACAUGUUCUCUUCGGCUCAUCCUUGGCAUGCAGCUCUGGAUGCUGAUCAUAUAAGCGCCAUAGACAAUGCAACGCGGGGCCUCAUCGCUCUUGGGAAAUUGCCGGUGACGUGUGGCCUAUGGUUCUCGUUAGGACAUUCUACUAUUGUGAUAGUAGUGAACGUAGCCAUUGCCGUGGGAACCGACUUCAGUAGCUUCAAUCACCUCAGUAGCGUUGGAGGCAUCCUAGGUGCGGCCGUGAGCGGCUCCUUCCUGUUUCUGGUCGGACUGGCGAAUUCGAUCAUUCUAUGGAAGAUCCUGAAGAAACGGAGAAAGUUCAAGAAGACCGGGGAGGCGCUCGAGGAGGGAAGCCAUAAUACGAUCAUGCUCAAGAUCCUGGGGCCUGUUAUCAAGUUUGUGAACGCGCCUUGGAAGAUGUAUAUUGUCGGGAUCCUCUUUGGUUUUGGCUUCGAUACUGCUUCGUCCAUAGCCUUGUUGUCCAUCUCCGUCAUCGCGAAGGACAAAUCUUCCGAUGCGCGUACUCCAAGCAUGGGCGUGACAACUUUGCAGCUCCUGUUCACCGCGGGAAUGUCUUUAAUCGAUUCUCUGGACUCGAUCUUGAUGUUGUAUUCCUACACCGGGUUCCCUGAGCGAUCUUGGACCAUUUUCGCUCGAGAUCGUUCACAAAGCCAAAUGAACGGAGAUCUGGAAUCGAAGAUGAUGCACGUGCGCCAAAUAGAUGAACGAGUCGUACCCGAAGAAGCAACGUUGCCUAGCCCGGAGCGCGAUCAAGCCCCGCCCUCUAUACGGGAAGAAGGGCGCGAGCUCCCGCUAGAGGACUACAAAUCGGAAGUAAAGGAUAUUCCAGGCGACGAAGGCGAAAACAUGGUCCAAAGGCGGAACACCGUGAUCCAGCAAACAACCAUGUCAAAUCUGUCCUUGAUCUUGACGCUGAUGAGCAUCAUUGUUGCGUUUAGUGUUUCAAUCAUCACCAUAAUGGCGUUGAUAGGAGAGAACUGCCGUUCCUGCCGCAAAGCUGCUCACGAUCCCCACAGCGGGGACUUGGCUGGCCGGUGGUGGAGGACAUGGGCGAAGGCCGACGAUAAUUCGGGAUACAUAGGCGCUGCAAUCGUCGGCAUGUUCGUAACCACCGUUUUCGUGUGGUAUGGCUCGCGUUAUGCUACCCGGUGCUGGAGUCGGCGGAGGGUCGCAACAGACACGCGCUGA
Messenger RNA from Punctularia strigosozonata HHB-11173 SS5, 1407 nucleotides. RefSeq lists its product as uncharacterized. Gene Ontology annotation, biological process: nickel cation transmembrane transport. Lineage: Eukaryota; Fungi; Basidiomycota; Agaricomycetes; Corticiales; Punctulariaceae. The record is from RefSeq and is a predicted model, not a curated record. The transcript has 12 exons. Gene Ontology annotation, molecular function: nickel cation transmembrane transporter activity. Gene Ontology annotation, cellular component: plasma membrane. Bases 1 to 1407 code for a protein of 468 amino acids.